AUGAAAGGUCUCAUCACAGCCUCCUCGGCCGCCCUUUCCUUGGCUGGUGGUGCUCUUGCUACCCCGACUACUCCUCGUACAGAUCUGCUUUUCUUCAAGCCUCUGGCCGUUACAUCAAACUCGGUACAUAACGUCCACGUUGGCUAUGGCGACGAUGAUUUCGAGGGCGAAGUCCGAUUGGUUUAUGGCGAUUGCGCUAUGAAGAGCCACGGCGACAGGCAUCACGACAUCGCCUCACAUUACAUCAAGCGAUCCGGUCGACCUGAAAGAUUUGUUUGGAUCGUACCAGAGGAUGCUGUUGAUAGCGGCUGUAUCCACGCUUACUCCGGGUCCACACUCAUUGGACGCUCAACACGUGUUCCAGUAAAGCAUCAACCGCGGAGACGAGAGGACAUUUCAGCCGUUGCUGAUGCCAUGGGCCCCUGGUUCGACGGUGUAGCCUACAUGAAGGCUAAGCAGAACAAUGCAUCGUAUGUUGCAGUCGAAAAGAGCAAGAAGAUUGCUAUCAUUGGAGGAGGAAUGUCCGGCCUGAUGACCAGUCUUCUACUGGACUCAGUAGGUGUUCACGACUGGCACAUUACAGAAUCUUCGCAACGCAUCGGCGGCCGUAUCCGAACCAAGUACUUGGCAGGUAGCACUCCGGAACAAUACCAAUACCAAGAGAUGGGACCCAUGCGCUUCCCAGUAUCGACCUUUUACCCGGAUGCGAACGAGACUCUCGACAUCCAAGAUCACAAGAUGGUUUUCCAGCUUGGAGCCACCCUGAACAAGAUGAACGGUGGCAACACCAGCAGCCUUGCUGUGAACUUCAUUCCAUGGAUCCAGUCCAGCCCGAACGUGCCUGCCAGUUCGAACGGCUUCCUUCUACCCAACGGACGCGUUCCCAGUGCUACGCAGAUCAAGAACAAUGCUACCGCAUACACCUUACCCCCUGUCGAGGGCGCUCCUGACGAGAAGACUGUAGACGACGUCACUGAGGCCUUGGAGAAGUGGGAAGAUAUCACCCCUGCCGACUUGAAGGGCAUUGCGGCCAAUGUCUUCCAAGCUCACAAGGAUGCUGUAUCGAAGGGUCUCUUUCACUGGUCUGAGGCUGCAUACAUCAAGUAUGCACUCAACGCGAGCGAUGAUGUAGUCGAUUAUAUCACUGGCAACGACGACGGUCCCAUCUGGAACUACGACACCGUGUACUUUGGUGCCACUACCUGGCGGACGAUUGACAAGGGUCUGGAGUCGCUGCCUCGCGCUUUUUACCCGCACGUCCAGGAUCGUUUGACUCUCGGCCGCAAGGUUACCGGUCUGAAACAUGACGAAAGCACCGGCAAGAUCGCAGUGCAAUGGCGUCAAGAUCCUUUGGCGAUGGAACCGGAAAACGAAGAGUACGACUACGCGGUUGUUGCAGUGCCUUUCUCAAAGGUUAGGCUCUGGAAUCUUCCUAGGUACUCAUCGCUCUUGUCUCGUGCCAUCAGCGAGAUGAACUACCAGCAAUCCUGCAAGGUUUCACUACGCUACAAGACUCGUUUCUGGGAAAAGUUGUCGCCUCCUAUCAUUGGUGGUUGCGGUUCAGUCGAUAUCGCGGGUAUUGGCAGCGUCUGCUACCCCUCGUACAAGAUCAACUCAACAGGCCCCGGUGUCAUCCUCGGCUCUUACAUCUCUGGCACUCUCGCCCGCUCAGUUGGCGCACUCAGCGAAGCUGACCAUGUCGCCAUGGUACAGCGCGCGAUGGUAGAGAUUCAUGGCGACAUCGCUGCAGAGCAAUGGACAGGCGCAUACGAACGCCAGUGCUGGGAGACUGACGAGCACCAGGCUGGCGCUUGGGCUGCGCCAACCGUCGGGCAGCAAGACUUGUUCCUACCCGCCUACUACAAGACCGAACUCAAGACUAUUUUCAUUGGUGAACACACGAGCUACACACAUGCAUGGAUCUUCUCAGCACUCGACUCAGCUGUGCGCGGCACGUCUCAACUCCUGUUGGACAUGGGUCUCGUUGAUGAAGCCAAACAGAUUGUAGACACCUGGAUGGGAAGGUGGAUCUCCAUAUAG
Pyrenophora tritici-repentis Pt-1C-BFP is the source of this 2040-nucleotide messenger RNA. RefSeq names its product Monoamine oxidase. Gene Ontology annotation, molecular function: L-amino-acid oxidase activity. Lineage: Eukaryota; Fungi; Ascomycota; Dothideomycetes; Pleosporales; Pleosporaceae. Gene Ontology annotation, biological process: amino acid catabolic process. The record is from RefSeq and is a predicted model, not a curated record.